This is a messenger RNA of Raphanus sativus (radish), 2370 nucleotides long. Its product is annotated as phosphatidate cytidylyltransferase 4, chloroplastic-like. NCBI's taxonomy places the organism in Eukaryota, Viridiplantae, Streptophyta, Magnoliopsida, Brassicales, Brassicaceae. Bases 843 to 2033 code for a protein of 396 amino acids. The transcript has 9 exons. Gene Ontology annotation, molecular function: transferase activity, transferring phosphorus-containing groups. Gene Ontology annotation, cellular component: membrane. The record is from RefSeq and is a predicted model, not a curated record.
UGGCUAGGAGUUUCCUUUUGUAAUAAUCGUCUUGUUUGUUAUUUAGGCUCCAAGAUUUAGCGUGGACAGGCUUGAACCUCAGGAUAACCCAUCUGAGGCGAGAGCGCUCAUCACAAGGCUCACCGAGGAAAAGAACUCUGCGGUUCAACUGAACAAUAGACUUCAACAAGAAUUGGAGCAGUUGAAGCGUGGAAGCAAUAGAAGCCAGAGUGGUGGUGGAAUCCCGUUCAUGUACGUUCUUUUGGUAGGACUAAUAGGCCUAAUCUUGGGAUACAUUAUGAAGAGGACAUGAUCACGUUGGUAAAACUAUACUACCACACCCACAUCAAAAGUGGCUUCCGCAAAAAAAAACCAAAAACCAAAAGACAUGGAAAAGAAAAUUCAAAACUGUGUCAGAAUGACAUUCAGUCUUUGUCUUUAUCCUCUUUCAUUUCACCUUUGGUUGAAUCUCAAACCUAGUUGCCUUAGAGUAUUGAUUGUGUUACGGUUUUCAUAAGACUUUUUUUUCCAACAUUUGUAAUCCAAAAGACAUAAUUUUGUUUCUGUGUGUUCUCUCCUCCUCUUAACUUCUUCUCGUCUCCGUUUUCUGUACUUGUUAGAAAUAAAAUAAAACAUUAUCACUGAACAAUAGUUUGAGGAUGAUAAAACUCUAGCUGAGCCAGAGGGUUUAGGCCAACCGCUAAUUCUAUCUCGCACUUCUGCUAAAAUACAAAACUCGCCGAGUAAUUCAGCUAAUCACAGACAUACACAGAGAUUCCGACAUGAUGAUGUGAUGAGUUUCAAACAGAACACUUCCCUUGUUCGGUGUCUUAAUUUUCUCGCGUCACAAAUUCAGAAAGGCAAUGGCGUCUUUUGUUGAAGUCUGUAGGUACAACAAACCGGUACCACCGGUUUUAUCGACUUCUCUCUCUAUAUGCCCAUGCCGUGUAUCCAUUAGGAAAACCCUAAAUCUCCCACCUUUCGCCGAGUAUACGAGCCUACGUCUGGUCCGUGAUGCCAAAACCAACCCUUUGCUUCGUUCCCUCCUUGGUCGGAUUCCUGUUAAACGCCGUUUCCUCACGGCCGUUAGUCGAGCUGAAUCAGACCAUCUUGGUGAUGGCAAUUCAAAGAAUGUGGAAGAAGAUAAGCAGAAGAAAGCAAGCCAGCUUAAGAAAAGAGUCAUCUUUGGCGUCGCCAUUGGGUUACCUGUUGGAGGUGUUGUGUUAGCUGGAGGAUGGGUUUUCACAUUAGCCUUAGCAGCUUCUGUUUUCAUUGGUUCUCGUGAAUAUUUCGAGCUCGUUAGAAGUAGAGGCAUAGCUAAAGGAAUGACUCCUCCUCCUAGAUAUGUAUCUCGUUUUUGCUCUGUUAUAUGCGCUCUUAUGCCCAUCCUUACACUGUACUUUGGUAACAUUGAUAUAUGGGUGACAUGCGCAGCCUUUGUUGUUGCAAUGGCUUUGUUAGUACAGAGAGGAAACCCGCGUUUUUCUCAGCUUAGUAGUACAAUGUUUGGCUUGUUUUACUGUGGCUAUCUCCCUUGUUUUUGGGUUAAGCUUCGUUGUGGUUUAGCUGCUCCUGCGCUCAACACUGGUAUUGCAAGGACUUGGCCAAUUUUUCUUGGUGGUCCACCUCAGUGGACAGUUGGACUUGUGGCAACGUUGAUCUCAUUCAGUGGUGUAAUUGCCACAGACACAUUUGCUUUUCUCGGUGGCAAGGCGUUUGGUAGGACACCUCUGACUAGUAUUAGUCCCAAAAAGACAUGGGAAGGGACUUUUGCUGGACUUGUUGGUUGUAUAGUCAUUACCCUUCUACUCUCUAAGUCUCUGUCUUGGCCUCAGUCUCUGUUCAGCUCUAUUGCUUUUGGGUUUAUUAACUUCUUUGGGUCAGUCUUUGGUGAUCUUACUGAAUCAAUGAUCAAACGUGAUGCCGGGGUCAAAGACUCUGGUUCACUUAUCCCUGGACAUGGUGGGAUAUUGGACAGGGUUGAUAGUUACAUUUUCACCGGUGCAUUAGCUUACUCGUUCAUCAAAACAUCCCUUAGACUUUACGGAGUUUGAUGAUGAUCUACGAUAGCUUCAAGAAAACUUAUUUCAAGGGGCUCCACGGUACAACCUAGCUGUAAAAAAAUAAAAAUAUGGUGCAUUGUUCAGUGUUGUUGCCAUUUGAGAGAUGCGGAAGACUUGUAGGAGGUGUGAAAAGCAGAGUAUGUGACUAUCUGGUUCAGUGCAACUACCGGUUUGGGUUUGGUUAAUGUUUUGACAGUUGAGUUGCCAAAGCUUUAAUUAGUAUUUAAUUUUGUAUUCAUAGGAAUUUGGUACUCCGUACAUAAAUGUGAUAAAUUCUUAACAACUCUUUUUAUUUUUAAUGAAGAAGUGUAUGAUAGUUUGACCUUAA